Messenger RNA from Strongylocentrotus purpuratus (purple sea urchin), 1993 nucleotides. Its product is annotated as protein AMN1 homolog. Gene Ontology annotation, cellular component: SCF ubiquitin ligase complex. Gene Ontology annotation, molecular function: protein binding. The record is from RefSeq and is a predicted model, not a curated record. Bases 81 to 875 code for a protein of 264 amino acids. Gene Ontology annotation, biological process: SCF-dependent proteasomal ubiquitin-dependent protein catabolic process. NCBI's taxonomy places the organism in Eukaryota, Metazoa, Echinodermata, Echinoidea, Camarodonta, Strongylocentrotidae. The transcript is spliced from 6 exons.
AAAGCAGAAGUAAAAUGAACUUGCGACAUCGAUCGAAAGUUGUAACUACUUUCAUGGCGGCCUGAGCAAGUAAAAUCAAGAUGACGGAGCAACACACCAAUAACUGCAUCACAGUUUCAUCGCUAUUUUCAGUGUCUCUUUUGUCGGUGAUCAAACAGUUGCCAUGUUUUCUAUCUCAACUUGACAACCUUCCAAUCAACGUCAAAGAUAAUCUCCUUCAUCUGAUGUCCAAGAGAGGUCUACUUACAGACACCAAUGUUGCAAAGGUUAUCCACAAAAGGACGAGGAUCCUUGAUCUGAGCGAGUCAUCUGUGAGUGACAGGGCUCUCCUGAGACUAGGAGUCUGUAGAAACCUGUGGAAGAUUGAUCUCAAUACAUCCAAAGGAGAGAGGACUGACAUUACAGAUCAAGGGAUCCAAGCCUUGGCUACAUCCUGCCCAUAUCUGAGUAUUGUUUAUCUGCGUCGGUGUGUUAGCCUUGAAGACCCGUCUACCAUAGCCUUAGCUCAGUCUUGCCAUCAGCUCAUGGAACUCAACCUGGGAGGCUGUAUCAGACUGUCUGAUGCCUCGCUACAAGCUAUUGGGCAGAACUGCAGAAUGCUGAAGAGUUUGAAUAUCUCCAGAACUAAGGUAACUGACGAGGGUAUAUUCAGCCUGUGUAACGGUGUAUGUAAACAAUCAUUGAAAGAGCUUCACCUGAAUAAUUGCAUCCAUCUAUCAGAUGAAGCCGUCGAGGCAGUGGUCAACUUCUGCCCCAAGAUUGCUAUCCUUCUCUUCCAUGGAUGCCCAUGUAUUACAGAUAGGUCAAGACAAGCCUUAGAGAUGAUACAAGGACCUGGAUCCAAGAUGAAACAGGUCACAUGGACCAUCUACUGAUCUCAUCAUGUGAUUAGUCAUGUGACUCAUCAUGUGACUGGCUUUAAGGUGAAACUAGUCACUUGGACUCUCUACUGAUCUCAUCAUGUGAUUAGUCAUGUGACUCGUCAUGUGACUGGCUUUAAGAUGAACUAGUGACGUGGACCGUCUGCUGAUGUCGUUGUCAUGUGACUUGUCAUGUGACUGGAUUUAAGAUGAAAUAGGUCACAUGGACCGUCGUGGGAUCUCACUGUCAUGUGACUUGCCAUGUGACUUGCUUUAGAUAAUGAUUCACGGAACUCUAGAAUGUCCAAGUUAUACGGACCAUUUACCAAUCUCAGAUUGGAUUAUGAUAUGUUGCAGAUGAUGCUUGUAAAUCCAGGAGACCUACACCUUGAUCCUAUCUGUGGGACUAGGUUAAUUAGUAUAAGAGUCAUACCCAAUGGCCCUAGCAGACUAUUACUGACAAUCUGUUAUGUGUAAACCUUCUUCCAUGGUUAUCACAGAUUAUCCCAUUGAAUGCUGACAGUAUCCAAGAUGAAACAUUCUUACUUUUGUACAUUUUAUUUGUGUUCCGUACUAACCUUGAUGUUUUGUUGUGAGACUUGCCAUAUUCUACUUACCGGUAAAUGUAAAAACUUCAUAUUUUGAGUUUUGACAUAUUGCUGCUUUAUUUUGUUUUAUUUGUGCGUGUGAGUGUGCUAUAUUGUAAAAUACAACUUUGGGGAUUAAAGAACACAGUUUUUGAACUCCAGAGGUUGGCAGCUCUGCUGACUGAGUGCUGACAGUAUCCAAGAUGAAAUAUGCUUACUUUUGUACGUUAUAUUAGUGCCCGUACUAACCUUGAUGUUUUGUUGUGAGACUUGCAAUACUUUGAGUUUUGACAUGUUGCUGCUUUAAUUUUUUAAUUUUGUUAUUUGUGUGUGUGAGUGCGCUAUAUUGAUAUAUUUUAAGUUUCAUGGUUUGAUUCUGAGCUGUUUCUUUUUGAUGGACCUUGCUUGCGACCCAAAUAGUAGUGUUCCACCAAUAAUUGUAUGUGCUGGCCAGUUCAUGUACCAGGCCAUUGAUUUUAUCAAUGAAUUAUAAGAUGGAAUAAGGUUACUAUUAAUAAUAAUAAUAAUAAUAGAGUAUAUUUAUGA